Messenger RNA from Musca vetustissima, 516 nucleotides. RefSeq names its product ctenidin-3-like. The transcript has a single exon. The record is from RefSeq and is a predicted model, not a curated record. NCBI's taxonomy places the organism in Eukaryota, Metazoa, Arthropoda, Insecta, Diptera, Muscidae. Bases 1 to 516 code for a protein of 171 amino acids.
AUGAAGAUGCGUUUAACUGUAUUUUUAAUGGCGGUAAUUUUGGUUGUAACCGUAUCGGCAGGAGGUGGUGGAGGUGGCUUUGGCGGUGGUAACCAAUGGGCCAAUAAACAAGGUGGAUAUGGUGGAGGCAGAGGUGGUUAUGGUGGCGGUGGCUCCAAUAAUCCUUGGGCGAACAAACAAAGUGGAGGUGCCUCAUAUGGAGGUGGUUUUGGCUCAAAUCCUUGGGCAAAUAAACAAGGUGGAGGAGGUGGAGGCGGCUUCGCUGGUAAACAUGGUGGCUCUGGUGGUUUUGGUGGAUAUAAUGCCGGUGGUGGUGGCGGAGGAUUUGGUGGUUUUGGAGGUCAUGGUGGAUCCAGUGGAGGUUAUGGCGGUCAUGGUGGAUCCAAUGGAGGUUUCGGAGGUCAUGGUGGUGGCAACAAUGGCGGUUUUGGUGGCAAUCAUGGUGGUUGGGGAAACAAACAGGGCGGAGGCAACCCAUGGGCCAACAAACAUGGUGGUGGCAGAGGUUCUUGGUAA